This is a messenger RNA of Mesocestoides corti, 538 nucleotides long. NCBI's taxonomy places the organism in Eukaryota, Metazoa, Platyhelminthes, Cestoda, Cyclophyllidea, Mesocestoididae. The record is from the annotation of a GenBank genome assembly.
UAGCCGCGAGAGCCUCUUCACCAUCCUCAAGUCCUACACCAUCCGCCACCCCGGCAAGGGCUACUGCCAGGGCCAGGCCCCGCUAGCGGCGGUCCUCCUCAUGUUCAUGCCCGAGGUAGAGGCCUUCUGGGCGUUCAACGAGAUCUGCGAGCGCUACCUCGUCUCCUACUACGACGAAGGCCUCGAGCUCAUUCAAAUUGACGGUCAAGUGCUCUACGGCCUUCUCAAGCGCCUGUCACCGCAAAUCCACAAAUUCCUGGCAAGCAAAAUCAUCAUUUUCAAGGUGGGUCUCCUGCUUCUCUACCGAUGUUUUGGAAGCGCCUCCUUCAGGAAGUCGUGCGGCGGCAUCGACGACAUCCUAAUGCGAGCGCAGACUGUACCUUCCAAUCUCACCAAUCCCGAGGAGCUGGUUCGCGAUGUAAGUUCGGGAGUUGAAAACACCUCGCGUGACAUUGAGCAAGUUGGUUACAAUCGUGCUUUUUCACCGCUGGUUUUAGGUGCUGCGGAUUCACAUCGACAGGCGCCAGGUUGCCCGUGA